AUGGAGACUUCCACUUCCAGGAUCGUUCUUGUCGUACCCAAACAGCAUGUCAAGAAUGUAAAGUCUGCCCUCGAGCGGGCCGGACAGUUGGAUCGGAGCAGCAAGAUCAUCCCUGAGUUGGAUCAUAAAAGAGCACCAGAGGCUGUCAUAGAUCCGGCUGGCCCGAGUCAAGGUGCUGAUUUAUCAAAGGCAUCUUCAUCUGGAGAAGACACUGCGGCAUCACCAGCAGAAGCCUCGCAGGCACCACCAAACCUUACACAUCAGUCGCGCUUCCCGAGGCUUCACUUCGACGCAACCAGCGGCGAAUAUGUCGACCAGUCAUUAUUGGGAGACAGGGUUCAGCGCGAAAACCGAAACAUUGAGAACGAGACUUUGAGCUUGGCGGCCGAGGCACCUGGUGAUCGCGACAAUCAUAUCAGGUUUCCAGCCCUGCAGUUCGAUGUGGUUAGAGGAGAAUAUGUUGAUCCUUCUACCAUGAAUGCGGAACUUGACCAGGUUAAGGAACCUGAGCAACAGCGGAUGCGCAUUCCCACGACCAUCCUGUACCCUGCACAAAUGAACGGCUCGAACGACAUCCUGGAUCUGGGGGGUUUAUUGUCCAAGAUAACAGAAGAUCUCGCACUGGGCGAAAUUUCCACAGACAUAUCCAUCUCACACCACGUCCCAAGCACGGCAGCAUCGCCGCGUGCGGCCCACCAAAGUCCCCUUCAUAAGGCUUUAGGAACCGCGCUCACCUUACUCCCGGAUCUUGCAUCUAUAACGCACACACUCACGGUCGAAGCACUCGUCACAGCUUUCCCAGAUGGAUACUCAGUGUACAAGCCCAUGCUUCUCCUUCCGCACAACUCAUUAUCCUCCGAGCCAUGGCGAACUCUUAUCACCACCUAUCCAGCCGACUCCGACAACAUGAUACCAGUAUGGCGGGACAUGGCGAUAUCAGUGGGCGCAACGCACGUCGCCAUCAACGCGCCCAUACCGAUAUCCACAUCUUCAACAUCAGCAUCAUCAACCACCACAACCGACAAAGAAAAUAUACUGCGAAGCCCAACCAAUCUCACACCUCUAUACGGCAACUUCGGACCUGCACCGACACCACAAACCAUCGCCUCGCCAUCACCCACAGACUUCGCCGACGCCCUCUGGGUAACUGCGCGUCAAAACGGUAUUUGGCAGACCUGGGCGCCGCUCUAUACGAUGUUCAGCCGUGGCAAUGUCAAUGAAAAAGCAAGGAUAUUGAAUCUUCCCUCGGUCAAUGAUCUGAACGUCGCAUCAACAGCCGUCGAUCUUUACGCUGGAAUCGGCUACUUCGCGUUUUCUUACAAGAAGAGUGGAGAUAGACGGAAUACAGGUAUCAAGCAAGUCGCAUGUUGGGAGAUAAACCCGUGGAGUGUCGAAGGACUACGCAGAGGUGCUGAGAUGAAUGGGUGGACCUGUCGAGUGCUCCAAGAAACAGACAUAGCGCGACUGCGUGGAAGUCCCGCAGUCGACGAUUCCGACUUCCACCAAGCGGAUCUUCUCGUCUUCCAGACAAGCAACGAGAGUGCUGAGGCGGACUACGCGUUGCUUCCAUCGCCCAAGUCUCCUGUUCGACACGUCAAUCUAGGCUUACUGCCUUCGUCUAAGCUCUCUUGGGGUGUUGCGGUUGCGAUGCUUGAUAAGCAGCUUGGAGGAUGGAUCCAUGUGCAUGAGAAUGUGGGCGUCAACGAUGUCGAGACGAGGCGAAAGGUUGUAGAAGAGGAAUUCCAGGGUCUGGUGGAUAAGAAGGACGCCGCAACGAGAAGGAAGGCUCUGGUGGAACAUGUGGAGAAAGUCAAGAUGUACGCACCUGGAGUUGUGCACUGUGUUUUUGAUGUUGUUAUUGGGGGCGAUAUCUGA
Molecule: messenger RNA, 1875 nt
Organism: Alternaria ethzedia
Lineage: Eukaryota; Fungi; Ascomycota; Dothideomycetes; Pleosporales; Pleosporaceae
Exons: 1
Coding region: 1-1875 (624 amino acids)
Biological process (GO): tRNA methylation
Cellular component (GO): cytoplasm
Molecular function (GO): tRNA methyltransferase activity
Source: RefSeq, a predicted model, not a curated record